Fusarium vanettenii 77-13-4 is the source of this 954-nucleotide messenger RNA. RefSeq lists its product as uncharacterized. NCBI's taxonomy places the organism in Eukaryota, Fungi, Ascomycota, Sordariomycetes, Hypocreales, Nectriaceae. The transcript has 2 exons. The coding region runs from base 1 to 954 and encodes 317 amino acids. The record is from RefSeq and is a predicted model, not a curated record.
AUGGUGCGAAGAGGUUCCAUUGAUACCUAUCAUUGCGAGCCAUGCUUGCCGCAAAAAUACUUCACUCGAUCAGUCUCAAGAUCUUGCGCAAACCAAUCGUCUUUGGCUACACAGCCUGGUGACCAUGUGCCCCUGGUGGAAGAGGUGUCCAGAGCACAGGUUCUGACACCAGAAUCGGAAGUAAAAGAUCCCAUUUCGAGUGUCCAUGAAGAUAAUGGCCAAAUGGUAUCAAGACUUUUCGGCUUGAUAACUCAAUUCUGGAGCCUGGUCAUUCAGGACGAAGCCCUACCGUUGAGCCAAGGCCAGGAUGAGGCAAGGCAAGGCCCCGUCAGCCCUCCCACCACCGUCGCAGAUGAUAUCACAAGCAGAGAAGAGUGUAGUGAUAGCCCAAACUCUAGCCCCGAAUUCGAUGGCGUCGAUGAAUUGCCAUCGGAUGCCGCAAUAUCUGAUGACGAGGAGCUGGAGGCAAGAGACUGCACCCCAGGUCCUCGCGACGGCACAAACCAAACGACAUUCAAUCUCGAAAAUCUCCUGCUGGGAGAAGAACUCAAGAGACUACGGGUCUGGAAAACCGCUUUUUCUAAUGACGACCUGGAUCGCUUGCCAUUCAUCAAACACGAAGUUGCGCAGGGCGUCCUGAAAUGUCUGACUGGGGUGGCAAACACACUGAUAAAGAGCUACAGCGAGCGGCAGGCAUUAUUGAAGUCUGAAGAUUUGGCAGAGUCCCUACAGCAUUUGAUCAAACAGAUUGAGUCAAAGAUCUCAGUAGCUAGUGUUGAAGAUGACGCAAUGACUGAUUGUGAUGGUUUCUCCAUGACUCAGGGGUCAACUUGCACGGUUGAGGAGGAGACUCCUCUAGAGGCCCUCAGGUUUGAUAUUGGCAGGUUGCAGAUGUUGUCUCAGUCACUACGUCUUGGGCUGAGUAACGGUAUCAUUGUCACAGUGAAUGGGUGA